Molecule: messenger RNA, 2790 nt
Organism: Vanderwaltozyma polyspora DSM 70294
Lineage: Eukaryota; Fungi; Ascomycota; Saccharomycetes; Saccharomycetales; Saccharomycetaceae
Exons: 1
Coding region: 1-2790 (929 amino acids)
Biological process (GO): chromatin remodeling
Cellular component (GO): RSC-type complex
Molecular function (GO): chromatin binding; protein binding
Source: RefSeq, a predicted model, not a curated record
AUGUGUGAUGAUGAUACACAACUAUUAUACAAGAGAUUGAAAAAUGAAUACGAUGAGCUAUUCAGAGUAAAGGAGGAGAACAAUCUAGAGAUACAUCCUAUCUUUAAUGUAUUACCUUCAAAAAAGGAAUAUCCUGAUUAUUACGCUUUAGUUAAAAAUCCAAUCUCUUUUAAUACUUUGAAAAAAAGAUUACAAGGUUAUAACGAUCCACAACUAUUUGUUAACGAUGUGGCAUUUAUUCCUUGGAAUGCAAAACUUUAUAAUACUCCUACUUCAGUAAUUGUAAAGUAUGCAAAUAUUUUAGAAAAUCAUAUUAGAAAUUCUUUAGUUCCAAAUUUAAGAAAAUUUUAUCCAAAUUUAUAUUUCCCAAAUUUAGGUAAUCCACUGGAUUCAUUGAAUUUACAAAGUAAUACUAAUUUUAACAAUAAUAUGGUAAAUAUACAGCAGCAAUUACCUCAACAACAACAACAACAACAACAACAGCAGCAGCAGCAACAGUUUAUUCAACAACCACAACCGCAAGUGAAGCAAGUACAAAUACAACAACCUCAACCCCAACAGCCUCAACCUCAGCAACUUCAGCAACCUCAAACAAAAUUUGUAAAUAUCAAUAAUGGAAAUAAUAACUUCAAUAACAAUAAUAUGAACAUGAAUGUAGUAAAUACACAAAAUUUACAAAUGAGACCAGCCACAACAACAAUGCAACAGGUACAAAUUAAUCCUCAGGAUUUGAAUAACAGUCAAGGUUCAAUGACAUUUAUGAGAACUUCCUUAAAUAAUUCAGGAGAUUCUCCAUCGUUUUCGUCCGCGCCAAUUUCACAAUCUACAACCCCACAACCAAUGUCAUCAUUCAGACAGUCUCAACCACCUCAACAAUUGCAAAUACAACAACAAAAUUCAAAACAAAAGAGAACUCAUGUAAGGCGUGGUAGACCCCCUGUAAUAGAUCUUCCGUAUGUCCAAAGAAUUAAAAAUAUUUUUAAGAUGUUAAGAAAAGUUGUAGAUCAAGCUGGAGAACCAUUAACUCUUACAUUCGAGAAACUACCAAGUAAAGAAUCAUUUCCUCAAUAUUAUCAACUAAUAAAAAAUCCAAUAUCUCUUGAAGAUAUAAGGAAGAAAGUGAAAACAAGAAAAUACAAAGAUUUCAAGACUUUCCAUGAUGAAAUGAAUUUAAUGCUUUCGAAUUAUAAGAUUGCAAACCUUAAUAGUCCUCAUAACCUUAAAAGACAUGCUCUAUUGGAAAAAGAUUUUAAUUUAAUGGUAGAACAGGAACUAAGCAAACCUGACACUGACUACAUGCCAGAAGGUGAAGUAAAAUACCCUCUGGAUAGUAUUCAAAUUCAGGGAAAAAUAUAUAAUAUUGGUGAUUGGGUUUUAUUAGCAAAUCCAAAUGAUCCUUCAAAGCCUACUGUUGGUCAAGUUUUCAAGUUUUGGAAAACCCCUGACGGUAAGCAAUGGCUAAAUGCUUGUUGGUAUAUUAGACCAGAACAAACAGUUCAUAGAGUUGAUAGACUAUUUUACAAAAAUGAAGUUGUCAAGACUGGUCAAUAUAGAGAUCAUCUCAUAGAAGAUAUACUAUGUCAAUGUUACGUGGUUCAUUUUACAAGAUAUCAGCGUGGUGACCCAGAUGUAAAAGUUGAUGGUCCAUUAUUUGUUUGUGAAUUCCGUUACAAUGAAAAUGAUAAAGUAUUUAAUAAGAUCAGAACAUGGAAAGCUUGUUUACCGGAAGAAAUUCGUGACCAUGAAGAAGUUACUAUUCCUGUAAAUGGUAGAAAAUUUUUUAAGUAUCCUUCUCCACUGAGGCAUCUGUUACCUGCAAAUGCUUCAAUCAAUCAACCUCUACCAGAUCCAACAUUAGGUUCGAAGAAUGGCCCACCUUUAAUGGGUGCAGUUUACUUGAGGCCCAAAAUUUCGAAAGAUGAUUUAGGUGAAUAUUCUACGUCUGAUGAAUGUCCUCGUUAUAUUAUAAGACCUGGUGACCCAUCUGAACCUGGACUUGUUAAUUAUGAGACGGGUACAUUAGUGACCAAUACAACUACUGCAAACUCUUUACCAAGAACAGGUAAUUCAAGUGUUAAGAUGACUGCAAUGAAGAACAUAAAGACAACAACCACACCUCCUGUAUCUAAAGCAAUGACAUCCUCACCUGUAAUCAAUACAGUCAGACAAAAUAUUACAAAGCCAGUUCAACAACCAAAACAUACUGAUGAAAUAAUGUCAGGCAAAACAAUUGAGAAGUUGAAGGUAGCGAAAAGACAAAAUUUAAAGGAAUAUCAAAUGAACAAAAGGAAGCCAAAUAAUCACAAUUUAUCAAAAAUGGUUAAUAACUUAACUAGUAAAGCUUCAAAAAAUAGUGUGGGCCAAAUUAUAGUUGAGACUACGGGUGCUUAUGUGAUACCUAUUUCUAUAAAUAACGAUACUGAAUUUCUUCAUAGAUCAGAUUACAACAGCCAGGUUAGAAGAUAUGGCAAAAACAAUGUUGUCAAGGGUAGGAAUAAUAGGGGAGAGGUUUUAUGGUUUCCAGGACCAUCUGUUAAUGUAAGUGAAAGACUUUUGAAUAGUGAUGAUCCUAACUUUACGAUAUCUUUAAAUAGAUGGAUGAAAUCAAAAAGAAUGGAUUAUGAUGAGGUUGAAGAACCUUUAGGAGAAGGAGAAGGAGAAGGAGAAGUUACGGAAGGAGAGACAAUGGAAUCUGAUGAUAAAGUUACAUUACCUCAUAAGGUAUUGAUGGGAAUUAGACCAUCAUCUAACUAUAUAGCAUAUAAAUUACGACAAGGGUCGCCUAUUUAA